This is a messenger RNA of Macrosteles quadrilineatus (aster leafhopper), 4062 nucleotides long. RefSeq lists its product as uncharacterized. The transcript is spliced from 24 exons. The coding region runs from base 89 to 3928 and encodes 1279 amino acids. Lineage: Eukaryota; Metazoa; Arthropoda; Insecta; Hemiptera; Cicadellidae. The record is from RefSeq and is a predicted model, not a curated record. Gene Ontology annotation, molecular function: oxidoreductase activity.
ACUGAACUGGCCGGUCUGAUAAAGUAGCGUCUUGGUUGUCAGUGACUGUUUACACAUCCAACCUAACUUUUCAGAUCACCCCUAUACAAUGUCUACUCCGACAGUAGACAUGUCUGAUUAUGACAAACUCGGCUGCCUUCACGAUAUGUUUACAUCACAAGUAAAAAAAACUCCGAACAACAUAGCUGUGGUUAACUGCGAUGGCUCAAAGACUACAUACAAAGAACUCGAUGAUAUGACCGACCUAUUAGCCAACAAACUUCAAAAUCUUGGAUUGAAAAAGAACCAAGUUGUUGGAAUUUUGAUGGAGCGUUGUCUGGAAUACACAGUGGCCUAUAUAAGCAUUUUAAAGGCAGGAGGGGCGUAUCUUCCCAUAGAGGUAUCUUGGCCUUUACCUUUGGUAGAGUCAGUGUUGAAAGAUGCCACCCCUUCAGUGAUUUGUGCAAAGGAAGCUUUCAGUGAUAAAGUCAAAACGUCCAAUGUCCCUGUCAUACUUAUGAAUGGAGAUUGGUUAGAUAAGUUGAAAAAAGAACAGAAAGUUUCACCCUUGCUUCCCCCAGUGAAAACUUCAUUGGAUGACAUCGCUUAUGUGGUUUAUUCUUCUGGAACUACAGGAACUCCUAAAGGUAUUCUCUGCCCUCAUCGAGGCGCUGUGUUCUCCUACACUUGGAGGCAUCGGGCUUAUCCCUACGCAGACAACGACCACGAGGCUUGCAAUGUCUUCUUCGUGUGGGAAAUGUUCCGCCCCUUGGCCAAAGGCCUGCCAAUGUACAUAAUCCCAGACGAUGUUAUAUAUGAUCCUCCCAAGCUUGCAAACUUUAUCCAGAAAAAUGAAAUAACCAGGAUGUUAUUCACACCUUCUUUGCUACAAGCUUUGUUGGAAUACAGAGGAAUUGACUUGCAGACUACAUUGAAGUCGUUAAGGCAAAUCAUCUAUUGUGGUGAAGUGGUGACGUCAGCUUUACGAGACAAGGUCGCCCAGCAGCUACCGAGGAUUCAACAGCUCAACUUGUACAGCAUCUCAGAGUGUCACGAUGUGUCUAAUGCAGAUUUGUCUGAUAUGCCCAGCGGCUGUGGAGGAAGACAGUUUUGCCCGGUUGGCAAGUUGUUUCCUGGAGUUCAUGCUGUUGUUAUGGAUGAAAACCUUACAAUGAAACCAGUUGGAGAGCCAGGAGAGAUUUACAUUGGAGGCCCAGGACUUGCCAUUGGUUACUUGAACCGACCUGAGUUGAACACCCUGAGGUUCAUACCUCGACCGUCUCACGUCAGCAGUAGCGUGGGGGAUCGUUUGUAUCGGACGGGUGACUGGGGAUAUGUGCUCUCUGAUGGGAGUCUGGAGAUCUGUGGACGAUGCGACUCCAUGGUCAAGAUCAGAGGGUACACCAUCGAGAUGGAGGCAGUAAGACUGAAUCUUCUAGAACUACCAGGAGUAUUAUCCACUAGUGUUCAAGUUUAUGGUUCGGAGGGAGAAGAGAAAACUUUGGUGGCCUUCCUAGUUCUCCAGGAAGGUAUCCAGUUAUCGCAUCGUGACAUUCGUGUACAGCUGAAGAAAAAGUUGCCUUUUUACAUGAUUCCUUCUCGAUUCAUAAUUCUUGAAAGCAUACCUGUGGUGGAGGCUACAGGUAAGCUGGACUCCAAGGCUCUAGCCUCUCUACACUCUCAGCUGAGAGAACAGUCAGCAGCUGUGGAUGUGGUGAAGGUGGUAGAGGGGAGAGAAGUAGCAGUCAGCACAGAGGAGCUGAGAAUAGCUCAAGUCUGGAGUCAGCUGCUAAAUCUCUACGUGCUUGAUACUGAGGAGAGCUUCUUUGAUGUUGGAGGACACUCACUGCUAGCUGCUGCAUUAGCGAGCCGACUGAGUGAAGAAUUCAAAGCCAACCUUACAACAGCAGAUAUUUUCAAAAACCCCACAAUAUCAUCUCAAGCAUUACUGAUGAGUAAUUCAAACUGUGCAAACCCCUUGGAAAAAAUAGACCUUAAAAAAGAACUCAGAAACUUGAAGAUUGAAUUUGGUGGGAUGGAUGCAGACAUUCGAGCGUUCUGGCAGAUUGUGAGUUUAUCCCCAGGAAAGUUUACCAGAGGAAGUGUGCUUCUCACAGGGGCUACUGGCUACGUUGGCUGUUUUCUGCUGGAGGAGCUGUUACAACAUACACAGACAACAGUCUACUGCUUAGUGAGGGAAAGUCCUGACGUCAGCCCCUUGGACAGACUCAUCAGAGUAAGGACACAGAACGGCCUACGAGGAUACCUUCCUGCUGACAGGGUGAUUCCCAUCAAAGGUGAUGUGUCCCUGACUAACCUGGGACUCAGCAAGGAUGUCUACUCAGCUCUCACAGUCGAGGUUGAUGUUGUGAUACAUGCUGCUGCUCAGGUCAAUCUUAUCCUUCCGUUUUCUGCUCUUUACAAUUCCAAUGUACUUGGAACGUACAAUGCACUUACAUUCGCCUUCAGUGGGAAAAUCAAACCAGUUCAUUACAUAAGCACAAACGCAGUAUUUCCUGACGGGGUGAAAGACGUAGAAGAGAAUGUGGACAUGUCACUGUACGCAGAUGUUCUGCAGAACGGGUACGGACAGACCAAGUGGGUGGCAGAACAGUUGGUUUUGGAAGCGUCUCGGAAAGGAUUUCCAACUGCUGUUUACAGGUGUGGCAAUGUCGGAGGGUCACGACUUGUGCCAGGCUGGAACUCCGCUGACUUCAAUCUUCACAUGCUAAAAGGAGUUUUUCUAACAAGUUACGCGCCUGACUUGGAUUGGCAGAUUGAGCUCACCCCAGUUGACUUUGUAAGCAAACUAAUUAUACAUUCGGUUGGCAAUCUCAAUGAUUCAGUUGGGAAAGUAUUUCACUUAAUCAACAACAACACAUUCUCUUGCAAGAAGCUUUGGGCGUUAUUGGAGGACCUUGGUUAUAAGGCUAAGAUAAUCCCUUUUUCUGAUUGGAAAAAAAUUAUCCUGGAAAACUCCAAUGAACUGCUUGCUCAGCUUCGUCCGCUUCUUGUUAAUUACGCUUCUGAAGAAAAUUCCUUCUUGACGUCAAGUUCUUAUAGACAAGACAAUAUGAGUGCUCUCCUCAAGAAAAUGAAUUUGAACUACCCUCAAUUGACUAAUGAGCUUUUCCAAGCUUAUUUCAAGGAUCUGUCAAAUAUUGGAGCUAUCCCUAGACCUACAGUAGUGAAAGGUGUAACACGAGACAAUCGUCUGAACAGCAAAGUAGUCUUGGUAACAGGUGCGUCAUCUGGUAUUGGUGAAGGCAUCGCACGCACACUUGCGCACGCAGGGGCAACAGUUGUACUGGCUGCAAGACGAGUGGAUAAACUGCGCAGUAUAGCUACAGAGCUACGGCAGGCUGGUGGCAAUGCACAUGCAGUAGAAAUGGACGUGUGCAAUGCUCAACAGGUAACCAACUGUAUCCAAGAUAUUGAAGAGAGGAUUGGCCCUAUUGACGUGCUGGUGAACAAUGCAGGAGUAAUGUUCUAUCAGAUGAUCACUAAAUGUGACUUGCCACGGUGGCAACACAUGGUGGACGUCAACGUGAAGGGAGUGCUCAACUGUCUGGCCGCAGUGCUGGGUCAUAUGGUUGACAGAGGCAGCGGCCAUAUUGUCAACAUAUCCUCUGAUGCUGCUAGAAAGCCAUUCCCUGGUUUGGCAGUUUACAGCGGCACAAAAUACUUCGUCCACUGUUUGUCCGGAGCGUUGAGAUCCGAGGUCGCGUCAAGUGGUGUAAAAGUUACUGAUAUCCAACCUGGAGACGUAACAUCUGAACUUCAUAACUACGUGUCCGAUCCAGAGGCGGAGUUGGCCUAUGACUGGAGUGCCAAGGUGCCCAUCUUGAAGCCAGCUGAUGUGGGCGAGGCUGUACUCUACGCUCUGUCACAACCUUCGCACUGUGCCAUCAACGAGAUCCUACUAGAGCCUCAGCUGCUACCACUGUAGAGAGUAAAAUAAGAUAUAGAGAAUAUAUUUCAUAUAUAUACUUUCCUGUUGUAUCACAAUGUAACAAGUUUGACUCAGUUUGUGCUUGUGAAAACCCCAAUAAUUAACAUUUUAAUAAACUUUUUUCCAUUUAA